Molecule: messenger RNA, 1602 nt
Organism: Cadophora gregata
Lineage: Eukaryota; Fungi; Ascomycota; Leotiomycetes; Helotiales; Ploettnerulaceae
Exons: 8
Coding region: 1-1602 (533 amino acids)
Source: RefSeq, a predicted model, not a curated record
AUGGAUGUCGAGAAGAAAGCUCAUUUUGACUGGAUUGAGUCCUCUGUCCUUGAAGAAAUCGAGGUGGACUUUGCGGGAACAUUUUGUCGAUAUUCGGCCGAAUGUGAUUUACAGCUCAAUACCUUUGCACGAUUUUCAGGAAAGCCGGGUUUCGUUGAACGUGCUGUUUCAAGAAGGUUUAUUGCAAAUCCAGACGACCUGCUCGAGGCGGCCACUUCAACAGACCAAUACCAGAUCUUCUGCAUACGCCAGAAGCAUUCAUACAGUCGACUGUACAUAACUCGUGAUCUUUUCGACCAACUACUUCACAGCUACUCAGUGUUUCAGCGCUUUUGGGAUUUCAUAAUUCCUUUCAGCUUCAAAACCAGGGAGUCUGAUAUCAGCCAUGCUCCAUUCAGAUUUCGGCAACUAGAACAUGUCUUGAUGAGCGACCUGCAGCCAGGUUCGUUUGAAUGUGCAUAUGGGUUUCGAUAUGCUGUCCUGAAUCACCGAAAGGAAGCCAUGGAAGACAACCCAGACUACGAUCCGUGGUCAAUCCGGCAAACCGCCAUAUAUCAACAAUAUGACAGAGAAAAAUCCAGGGUCAUGGUUAUUCUCAUCUCUCCUCCUGAGACUUCUAGGAAGCUUUUGGAGCGCAAUAUUCAGUCUCAUCAUGACAAGAAAACGAAGCUCAACCCAUUCGAUCUCCAUCGCAUCUUGAUUUCGAACCUCCAUGAGAAUUGGAGACUAUACAUAAGAGACCUGGAGAAGUUACUCAAGCAGCAAUCAGAUCGAGUUACUCUUACCCAAGUCCAAAACGAGACGGAGAAUCUCUCACCGCUGGCUAACUUCCCUAUCAACUUUGUCGAUCGUCAGAGGUUGAAGGUGAUGGAAGACAAGAUUCUAGAUCUGAAAAUUGUUUUUGAAUCCCUUUACAAUACAGUCACAAAGCUUCAAAGACAAUGCCAGAUCCAUUGUUUGGGUUCCAGCUGCCCUCAGUGCAUCUGCAAUAACAUCAUAGAAGAAUUUGAGGAGCAAAAGCAUGAGAUCAAGGUUAACAUGAAGAAGGCAGAUAUUCUUCACCAACGGAGUCAAGGGACCGCUCAGCUUCUUUCCGAUUUGCUGGACUACGAGAAUGCUCAGAUUGCCAAUCACAACGAGAAGUCUCUUAACGACUUGGCCAAGGAGUCAAAAGAGGAGAAUAGCAAAAUGAGAAUACUGACAGAGAGAAGCACACAAGAUGCAGCUGCCGUCAAAAUACUCACCGUCAUAACCUUGAUAUAUUUGCCUGUCACAGUCGUUGCUAGCAUAUUCUCCAGCCAGCUGAUUCACGUUGACGAAAACGGUCGACUCUCGGUAAUUUCAGAGUCUUGGUGGUUUGUUGUUGUUGCUUUGCCGCUUACAGUAUUCACCUUUUUCCUGUGGCGAUUUUGGCUAUCGUACAACUUACGAGAGCAAGACCGAAAAGACCACUCUGUGCAUGAACAGGGCAUCCGCCCGAGGGGGCUACGGCGCCUCGUUUUGCCGUUCCAUAACAGCAGCCAAACGCUGCCAAUUAUGAGCAGACGCCUAGACUGCCUGCACAGCCGCAGAGAUGGACUUAAUUCAAACGAGCUUGCUUAG